This is a messenger RNA of Sphenostylis stenocarpa, 246 nucleotides long. The record is from the annotation of a GenBank genome assembly. Lineage: Eukaryota; Viridiplantae; Streptophyta; Magnoliopsida; Fabales; Fabaceae.
AUGAGAAGAUAUUAUCAAGUAACUAUUAUCCCAAGUUAUUCUUUGAUUCAGGAUUUGAAGAGAAAAAGAAAUAUUGGGAGAAGAAAAUCCGCCCAGCGCACACUACCUGCACCCAGCGGAUUUGAGGCGAGAAGAAUCCUCCCAGCGUUGGAAAAGUCGCACUCAACGGAUUUGCAAUCGAGAGAAGGUCCACCAAGAGCCAAAAUCCGCCUAACGCCUUCUGAGAUGCGCCCAGCGGAUUGGACA